AUGAACCUUGCGUCCUCCACUGGAGCCGCUCUCACAUUCAAGAACGCUAUCACAAGCAAGUCCAAUGUGUACAGCAAGAUCGGUGCAGCAGAUCUGGUAGUGUUCUAUUGUUCUGUGGCGGAGGAACGCUCUCCAACCAUGAUGGCUCUCUAUCAGGAUGCGGUACUAGUACCAGAAAAACGCCCCCCGGGAUACAAUGAAAACCAGGUCGUUCGGUUGCUGGCGGAUGGCAUAAGAGCCUACAAAGAACUUACAGAUGAAGUUAUUCGUGGCGUACCGGUCAAUGAUGACGUGCCUUUUCUCGCCACAUACAAAAUCACUUGA
Penicillium cosmopolitanum is the source of this 324-nucleotide messenger RNA. RefSeq lists its product as uncharacterized. Bases 1 to 324 code for a protein of 107 amino acids. The transcript is spliced from 2 exons. The record is from RefSeq and is a predicted model, not a curated record. Lineage: Eukaryota; Fungi; Ascomycota; Eurotiomycetes; Eurotiales; Aspergillaceae.